Molecule: messenger RNA, 1525 nt
Organism: Protopterus annectens (West African lungfish)
Lineage: Eukaryota; Metazoa; Chordata; Ceratodontiformes; Protopteridae
Gene: TMEM230
Product: transmembrane protein 230
Exons: 4
Coding region: 298-660 (120 amino acids)
Biological process (GO): synaptic vesicle transport
Cellular component (GO): endomembrane system; synaptic vesicle
Source: RefSeq, a predicted model, not a curated record
UGGUGUCAUUUGCAGUGGUUAAAUGCGUUGUGUAUGGAUAAAGUAGAGGCUUAGAUGAAAUGUAUUAGAUCAUAUUAGAUGAUAAAUAGUUGUCUUAGUUUAUUUUCUGUGUGUGGCUUGCCACUGACCCUCAGUUCUGUUUGCCAACGCGAUGCUGACAUGCGUUACGAUAAUUGAUGCACAGUCAUCUCGCUAUUUACCAUGGAUAUCGCUGAAAUGUUUAAUUAAUUUCUUUUGUAGUAGAAGCUGGAAACAAAAUUAGAUGUUUCAGCUGGUGGUAGUUGAUGUCACCGUGUCAUGAUGCCAUCGCGGAAUAAUGCAGCUGCUGGAAUUCCCAGUAGCAAGGUGAAAUACUCCAAGCUUAGCGACACUGAUGAAGGUUAUAUUGACCUGCAGUUUAAAAAGAGUCCACCAAAGAUUCCUUACAAAGCCAUUGCACUAGCUGCAGCACUGUUCUUGAUUGGUACCGUGCUUCUCAUUAUAGGAGCUCUGCUUCUUGCAGGACGUUUUGAUUCUCAGCAAAAUGACAAAGCUUGGCCUCUUCUGAUCAUUGGAAUCUUGGUGUUUUUACCUGGAUUUUAUCACCUGCGCAUCGCAUACUAUGCUGCAAAAGGUUACCGUGGAUACUCCUUUGAUGACAUUCCAGACUUUGAUGACUAAAGGGAAAAUGAUUGCUUCAUUUCUUUUUUUCAUUUUACCCCAUGUGUUACAGAAAGCUAGAACAUGAUAUAUGUUAAGCUCAGAGAUUUAUGCAGGAAAAUUAAACUUUGGUUUGCAAGACCUCCAGGGGAUAGUGACAAGAUAGUACAUCUGAACUUAAUGUUUGCAGUUUUAAAGUAACCUUUUCCUCAUACAGAAGGUAAAGACUGGUAAGCAUGCAUUUCACUCUGUAAAGGAGACAUGUUAGCAAUAAAAUUAUUGAAGAUGAUAGAUGUUGCUGAAUUAAAAUAAUGCAUUUAUUUGUGAGAGAUAAAAUGGUAAUAUAUAGGCCCCCCUUAAAAUAUGAAAGAUCAAAGAAAGCAGUGGAUUGGACUUGAACCAUAGCUUAAGUAAGAUCCAUAAUUCUGAUGAUACAUACUUGUAGAUGGCAGUCUGCCUCAUAGUGUACACAGAAGAUGAUCUUUGCAUACUUAAAUGCAACUGGACUGAAACAUUUGCCACCUGCAGGAGAAAACUGUUUCCAUGUGGCAUGGCUUAUUAAGCACAAAUGUUGUACAGGAAAUCAACGUCAAUUGAUUCAGCUACCUGCUAAAAGAGGUGGUAAUAGAAAAGUCACUUUGCUCCAUCUGAUGAACUGACUAUAAGGUUCUUUUGGUCUAAAGCACUUAGUAGUCCUAAUUAAUAUAAACAGUAAAUAUGCAAGUAUGAGCUAUGUUGUUCUGCAGUAAAAACGAAGGUGGUAUAGUAAUAUGCAUUUGUGUUCUGAAUGUAAAGUAGGACAGCACAGAUGAAUAUAAUACAGCAGUUUAUCACAUUUCUGUCCUUGUUAAGAGUUCUGCAAAAGAACAUUAAAUUUGGAGUUUUA